CGUAACCCACAGCUCACAGUCAGCUGCCCAAGGACUAACGCUCCGUAAAACCAUCCCCCCAGAACAGCUCCCUGCUUGAGACCGGGCACAGUGAGGGGACCUUCCCCGGGCCGCCCAGCCUGCCUCCCCUUCCCGCUGCCGGGCCGUGGAGGCCCCUUCCCCUCAGUAAAGUUGCUCGGCGUCCGGCGGGAGAGGGGCGGGGGUGCCCGGAGCUGCCUCCCCGCCUCCUGUUCGUAUCGCCAGCGAAUUACCUCAAUUGCAAACGGAGCGCCCCAGCGCCCGCCCCGCCGGGGGGAGACGCUGCGGGAGCUGGGCGGCCCCGAGGCUGCUCCGCAGGGACGAGGCUAUGGCCCGGGUGCCGGUAGCCGUGGUCCCCGGGGCUCUGCUCAGCGCCCUGCUGUGGGCGGCGGCAACGGCGGCGGGGGCCGGCCCCGGGGGCAGCCCGACACCUGGCGCCUUCGACCGCCUUUACCGGGGAGCCGUGAACAUCAGCGCGGAGCGGGUCUACGCCUUCGCCUACAGCAGAGAGCCCGGGCAGGUAGCUGCAGUGCGUGUGUCUGUGAACAGCAGCUCGGAGAGCCUGCAGUACCCCGUGCUGUUCGUGGUUCGCCAGCAGAAGGGUGUGCUCUCAUGGCAGGUCCCACUGAUUUUUCGAGGCCUCUAUCAGAGGAGCUACAAUUACCAAGAAGUGAGUCGGACCCUUUGUCCCUCUGAGCCAGCACCGGAGACAGGACCCUCCGACCAGAUCAUAUUCGUGGACGUCGCCUCCAUGGCACCAUUUAACAUUGCCUAUGAGCUCCUAGUCACAAGGCUUGAGAACUUCCAACUUAAGACCAGCAAAGCCUUUAACUUCACUGCCAGCCCUUCCCAGCCCCAGUAUUUUCUGUACAAGUUUCCUCAGGAUGUCGAUUCAGUCAUUAUUAAAGUGGUGUCUGAUGCAGUCUACCCAUGCUCGGUUGUCUCCGUCCAGGAUAUUGUGUGCCCAGUGUAUGAUCUGGACCACAACGUGGAGUUUGAUGGCGUUUACCAAUCUAUGACCAAGCAGGCAGCCAUAACAGUGCAGAGGAAGGAUUUCCCAGGCGAGCAGUUCUUUGUCGUCUUUGUCAUCAAGCCAGAGGAUUACGCCUGUGGUGGCUCUGUGCCUUCUUCCAUUCAUGGGAAUGUCAAUCGCACCUGGAACCUGCAGCGGACGAAGAACCUUCAAGUGACAAUUGUGCCUUCAAUCAAAAAGUCUGUGUAUGUCCAGGCCAUGUUCUUUAGCUUCCUGAGUUUCCUUUCCUUCUACCUGGGCUCGAUGGUUGUUGCUUGUGUGCACUACAUCAGGGUUCAGAGGAAGGCUUCAUCUGGGAGAUUGCGUCGCGAGGAUGGAUCUGAGAUUAUGACAACUUCUCACCCCAUCACAGCUAGCACCCCCGAGGGAAGCAGCUAUGGUGCUAUUGAUGAAUCAAGCUCCAGUGGUGGACGCCAGUUGUCUUCCCCUGAGCUCAAGCCACCAGCUGGUUAUGACACAGACAGCUCUGUGGAGGAGGAGAGUGACUUUGACACCAUGCCAGAAAUUGAAAGUGAUAAGAAUGUCAUCCGCACUAAGGUCUUCCUCUAUCUAUCAGACUUGUCCAGGAAGGACCGGAGGAUUGUCAGCAAAAAAUACAACAUCUAUUUCUGGAACAUCAUCACCAUUGCAGUGUUUUAUGCCCUGCCAGUCAUCCAGCUUGUCAUCACUUACCAGACGGUAGUAAAUGUGACAGGCAAUCAAGACAUCUGCUACUACAACUUUCUGUGUGCUCAUCCCCUUGGAGUGCUGAGUGCCUUCAACAACAUCCUCAGCAACGUGGGCCACAUGCUGCUGGGAUUUCUCUUCCUCCUCAUUGUGUUGCGCAGAAACAUUCUUCACCGGCGGGCUAUGGAGUUGAAAGAUAUCUAUACCCUGGACUACGGGAUCCCAAAGCAUUUUGGCCUCUUCUAUGCCAUGGGAAUUGCUCUGAUGAUGGAAGGGGUGCUCAGCGCCUGUUACCAUGUCUGCCCUAAUUACUCCAAUUUCCAGUUUGACACCUCCUUCAUGUACAUGAUCGCAGGACUGUGCAUGCUCAAGCUCUACCAGACGCGCCACCCAGACAUCAAUGCCAGUGCCUACUCUGCCUACGCCUCCUUUGCUGUGGUGAUCUGCCUGGCUGUCCUUGGAGUGGUGUUUGGGAAAAAUGACAUGUGGCUGUGGGUGAUUUUCUCCCUGAUCCAUGUUUUAGCCUCCCUGGCUCUCAGCACCCAAAUAUACUACAUGGGCCGCUUCAAGAUAGAUGGCCCUGACUCAGACCUGGGGCUAUUCCGGCGGGCAGCGAUGGUGCUGUACACAGACUGUAUCCAGCAGUGCAGUCGGCCGAUGUACAUGGACAGGAUGGUGCUGCUCAUUGUUGGAAACCUGGUCAACUGGUCCUUUGCUAUCUUUGGGCUGGUCUACCGGCCCAGGGAUUUCGCCUCCUACAUACUGGGCAUCUUUAUCUGUAACCUGCUGCUGUAUCUGGCUUUCUACAUCAUCAUGAAGAUCCGCAGCUCUGAAAAGCUCCUGCCCAUCCCCUUGUUCUGCAUUGUGGCCACAGCAGUAGUGUGGGCAGCUGCCCUCUACUUCUUCUUCCAGAACCUCAGCAGCUGGGAGGAGACUCCAGCAGAGUCCCGGGAGAAGAACCGGCCGUGCAUCCUGCUGGGCUUCUUUGAUGACCACGACGUCUGGCACUUUCUCUCCGCUGCUGCCUUGUUCUUCUCCUUUCUGGUCCUGCUUACCCUAGACGAUGACCUGGACACGGUGCGCAGGGACAAGAUCCCAGUGUUCUGAGUCCCCGGGGGGUGAGGGCACAGGGGUGUCCCGAACUGUUCAGCCAAAGGCAUCUGUGGCCUGCUUCCAUGGCCAGCCACCUCAUGGGAGCCAUGCAACUGGAUUCCACAACAAGCACGAAGGGAUACAGCAGUAACUGAGGUGGGACUGAGAGGGAGGACAACAUUUGCUCCUUUCCUCUGGGGCAGGCAUGAACCAGUGGCUGUGGCCAGUCCGCAGCCCUCUGGCUUGUAGGUGCAGUGGGUGCUGAAGCCAGAGAAAAGGAAGAAAAUAGGAGGUGUGUUUGAGAGUUCUCCUUCCCUUCCUCCCUGCUGAUGUGCUCCACUUCCUCUCUGGUGAGUGGUCUUGACAAGGGCAACACAGUUCCUCCUGCACUGGCAGCUGGUACCUGUACCCUGAAGGCUGCUGCUCUGAGUCCCUUCAGCAGCAGUGAGGAGAGUCUUUGGUUCCUAUCCUGCACCCUCUGAGUAAGCACUGGACUCCAAACUGAGGUGACAAUGGGCAACUGUUUUCUGGUUGGUUUUCUGUUGGAGAAACUCCUCCUGUAGCUGGUGGGGAGCCACAGUGACAGGAGAAAGAAGCCUACCCUUAGGCAGUGUUGGAGUGAGAUGGUGGACUAGAGCUGCCCAAACCUCCUGACUUGCUCCUGUGGCCUCCCUCACACAUCUUAAACAGCCUCACUUCCCUCUGGUGGUCCCACACAGGCUGUUGGCAGUGUGAUGAUCUUCAUGCCACCAGAAGUGCUAUCCUCAAGUGAUGCUAAGAGAGAGCCUGUGGUGAAGCCACAGCCUUGUGCAGUGGCAGCUGCUUGGCUCUUGCCGUGUGGCCUUGCUGAAUGGGAUGGCUGCUCGGCAGCCUCAGACUUCCUCCUCCCACAAGUUUGCUUUGAGACAAACUUGGCCAGGAAGAUUCCCUGGUGAGCUGGGAGUGUGGAGGCAGUUUGGAGGCAGUUGGAGUUGAGCUCUUCAGGUAAAGAUCUGAACCAACCUUCUUUCCUCCCCAAAUUUAUGCAUCCAAAUUCAGUUUGGUUUUUUUUUCAGAUGUCUCCUGCACUUAUUCCUGAGUUUUGUAGAUAUUUAAAACCAAGAGUAAGGUGUGAAUCAUUUCAGGCCUCCAGUGUUACAUGGUUUGCUCAUUUCACCUGAAAGGUAUUCUUUGAAGCCUGAUGUCCUUAUUCUUGUAAUUGAGCUUUUUCCUUUGGUCGCUGUGCGCGUGCCCAGUGGUGUGAGGGCUUCCUUCCGCUCAUGCUUACCAAAGCAGGAGACUCUGGUAGUUUUCCGGUCCAGAAGUCUGUCUCCUAGAAAGGUUUUGCACUAAUUGUGUUUUAUUUUUUUCCAAGUUGGAGUUUGUCGAGAUGGUCAAUAAAAUGGAAUGUUCCUGGUUA
This is a messenger RNA of Pogoniulus pusillus (Red-fronted tinkerbird), 4208 nucleotides long. RefSeq names its product SID1 transmembrane family member 1 (gene SIDT1). Gene Ontology annotation, biological process: RNA transport. The coding region runs from base 347 to 2824 and encodes 825 amino acids. The transcript has 26 exons. The record is from RefSeq and is a predicted model, not a curated record. Gene Ontology annotation, molecular function: RNA transmembrane transporter activity; double-stranded RNA binding. NCBI's taxonomy places the organism in Eukaryota, Metazoa, Chordata, Aves, Piciformes, Lybiidae. Gene Ontology annotation, cellular component: lysosome; plasma membrane.